AUGCGCAUUGAACCUCAAAAGUUUUAUAUUCUUCAGUCACCACUUCUAAUGGAUCUGCGUCUAAACUAUUGUCGACAUGAGUAUCAUCAAGAAUGGGUACCAAUGCCUAUUUUGGAUCAUUACUGUGAUAACCUCACAACUAAGAGACAUGGAAAACGAGGUGGAUGCGUGACGAACUUGGAAACAAGAGUUUGUAGGCCAAGGAACCUAUACAAUGCAAAACUGGAAACGGUCCAAAGUACCGUUUUGAUAGUUUCUGCAAUUUUCGUCGGUGGAACGAUGUCUGACGAUAUGGUUGCAGUUGAAUUCAUACGAAGUCACCAACAUCGAAGGGACGAAUCUAGUGAAGGAAUGCUCGCAUGA
Lathyrus sativus (Indian pea) is the source of this 363-nucleotide messenger RNA. Lineage: Eukaryota; Viridiplantae; Streptophyta; Magnoliopsida; Fabales; Fabaceae. The record is from the annotation of a GenBank genome assembly.